GACAGCAGAGGAAAGGUUCCAGAUUUGAGACGACCACUUUCCUUCUUCUCCUGUUUGGUCCCCCUUCCCCUCAUCUUCACUCUUGUCACUAGGAUGAAGCCUCCACCCAUUCUGCUCUUCCUCUGCCUCCUAGUGCCCCUGUCCAGUGGGAAUCUACUACAGUUUGGGCUCAUGAUUGAGAGGCUGACGGGGAAGUCGGCACUGGAGUACAAUAACUACGGCUGCUACUGUGGCAUCGGUGGUUCCAAAUGGCCUGUGGAUGAGACAGAUUGGUGCUGCCAUGCCCAUGAUUGCUGCUAUGGAAGGAUGAAUGAGCUAGGCUGUGAUCCCAAAGUGGAAAAGUACAACUUUACUAUCACAGAGAACAGCAUCAUCUGCGGGGGCAGAACUUCCUGCCAAAGGCUGACUUGUGAGUGUGACAAGAAUGCCACACUGUGCUUCAGAGACAACCUCAGCACCUACAACCACAAGUACGCUCACUAUCCCAAGAAGCUAUGCACAGGCCCCACUCCACCAUGCUGAAACCCUGGCAGCCUCCAGCGGAGUGCAAGCCACCUCCACCUUCCCAGCUUCAGCUGUCUUCCCACAAAA
Vombatus ursinus (common wombat) is the source of this 591-nucleotide messenger RNA. RefSeq names its product group IIE secretory phospholipase A2-like. Bases 94 to 522 code for a protein of 142 amino acids. The record is from RefSeq and is a predicted model, not a curated record. Gene Ontology annotation, biological process: phospholipid metabolic process; negative regulation of T cell proliferation; lipid catabolic process. Gene Ontology annotation, molecular function: phospholipid binding; calcium ion binding. The transcript is spliced from 4 exons. NCBI's taxonomy places the organism in Eukaryota, Metazoa, Chordata, Mammalia, Diprotodontia, Vombatidae.